Messenger RNA from Bacillus rossius redtenbacheri, 1929 nucleotides. RefSeq lists its product as uncharacterized. The transcript has 2 exons. Lineage: Eukaryota; Metazoa; Arthropoda; Insecta; Phasmatodea; Bacillidae. The coding region runs from base 293 to 1708 and encodes 471 amino acids. The record is from RefSeq and is a predicted model, not a curated record.
AACAAUUCUACAUUCAAUUAUGUGUCCAAGUUUCGUGUUAAAAGUGCAUUUGUAUUAUGAGAGAACACAUGAAUUUGCUCAUUGCCGAGGUUAGAUUUUACACAUCUCUUGCAAGUACCGACACUCGUGUUUUUUUUUUAAAUCGAGGCAAAACCACUAGUGGAGGAGUUAGUUGGUUCUAAAAAUAAUAGUCCCAUUUGAAAGCAGGGUUUUCUGGAGAGACACACGUGAUGCUCCGUACGUGCGGACUUGAGUUCGCCUUAUCUUAUCAGCGGUAACAACAAAUGUACAUAUGUCGGAGUGUGCCUCGGGAACUCGCCCGAAGCAGAGCAGCACAGGAGCUGUCGAAACGUGUGGUUACUUGUCAUCCUUCCGUGUUCGUCAGCCUAGAUCCUGCUGCUGGUUGCCACUCGAGGCAGUGACUUCUUCGACUAACACAACUCGGGGGGCAACAUUAAAGACGAUGCCCGCCGAACCGCCCACGGACCUGACCAAGGAAGACCUGGAGGAGAUGCUGCAGUGCGGGGUGGAGAGCUUCACCACCUCACCGCUGACCACCGCCGGCGAGAACUUCGGCAGCCUCCUGCUGCGGGUGGACGCCACUCUGCUGCCGGACCACCGCCAGGUGUCCCUCGCGGCCAAGCUCGUCGUGACCAAGAACCUGAUGGGCAGGGUGCCUCCAUUCAGGGACUUCAUGCGCAAGGAGAUGGACAUGUACACCCGGCUGCGGCCGGCGAUCCUCGCCGUGCAGGAGGAGCACGGGAUCCCACGGGAACUGCUCCUGGACGUGAUCCCCCGGUGCCACGGCGCCCGGACCAGGCGCGGAGGGGGCCUCGAGCCGCCGGUGGACGAGACCGCCGCCAUACUCAUGGAGAACCUGGGGGCCUCCGGGUACCGGCUGGCGGACCGCAUCGAGGGCAUGGACCUGGAGCACGCGGAGUGCGUGGUGAAGCACCUGGCGCGCUUCCAGGCCAUGUUCGUGGUCUUCAAGCUUAAGAAACCGCACUUCUUCAAGAGCGCCGUGCUGCCCACUGCAUCUCAGAUCGUGCACGAGGGACCCCCCCAAUCACCUUCGCACCAGCCGGAUCCCGAAACAUCAAAGCUGAAUUGUGUCCUGUGUGUUCCCGCUGUGGUCGAGCAUGCUGACAGAAUAAAGAUUGCUCUGAAGAAAGGCAGAAGUUUGUUCAUGCAGAAAAGUCGUCCGGAACCCGCGGAGCCCUUCGCGACUGUCGUCCACAACGACUUCUGGACCAACAAUGUGAUGUUUUCGUACGGCGAAGGUGACGAGGGGAAAAUAAGCAGCUUGAAGCUUCUCGACUUCCAGAUGACAAAUUACGGUUCCCCGGUCACUGACCUGAUAUUCUUCCUGUACUCCAGCACUUCUCUCGAUGUGACGAGGGAAGACCGCGACAGGUUGAUUAAGCUCUACCACCAAGAGUUCACCGGUUGGCUGGAACUGUUCGGCUGCGACACAAAACCAUUCGGCUACGAGACUUUCAUGAAGGAGGUUGAAGCUGUUGCUCCUUUUCAGUUUGAUCGUACUUUUAGCAUGCUUAGAAUAUUCUGUAUGUCAAAAAGUAAUCCACCUGAUAUCAACAACCCUGCUGCUUUCCACAGAAUGAAAACUGACAACACAGGCUUAGGGGAACAAUACUUUAAGAAGAUAGAAAGAAUUGUGGUAGAAUUUGUAGAUAGAGGAUGGAUAUAGUUGAUAAUCAUUGGUUUUAAUAAUUGUUUAUUAUAUAUUUACUUUUCAAGAAUAACUCAUACAUUCUAUAUUUACUGUGUAGUGUUUAAUUACAUUCAUGUAGGACCUACACUGUUUUAUAUAACAUUCAAGCAGAACUUUACAAGAAAUGUUCAUUUACAAGUUUCAGUUCACAAGAUUUUUUGUUAAACGUUUAUGAAAUAAAGGUUAAUGUCCUUUAA